Molecule: messenger RNA, 2594 nt
Organism: Xyrauchen texanus (razorback sucker)
Lineage: Eukaryota; Metazoa; Chordata; Actinopteri; Cypriniformes; Catostomidae
Product: bile acid receptor-like
Exons: 11
Coding region: 151-1587 (478 amino acids)
Biological process (GO): positive regulation of transcription by RNA polymerase II; negative regulation of inflammatory response; bile acid signaling pathway
Molecular function (GO): zinc ion binding; RNA polymerase II cis-regulatory region sequence-specific DNA binding; nuclear receptor activity
Source: RefSeq, a predicted model, not a curated record
GUUGGAAGUCAGGGGCUGGAAUGCUGUCAACAUCACAAAUGUAGGAGACUAAGCUGAGAUCCAGCACAUGGAACAUCAGAGCUGGUCCAGGCAUUCUCUGUAAACAACGAAAAUCUGCCUGUUCAGAUAAGAGAGGGGACAGAUCCUGAGAUGAGCAUGUCAGUCGGUGGCUACUUCUCCGCAUCAGACACGUUUGACAUCACCGUUCCGCCACAGUACUAUGCAGAUGUUCUUGUGGAUCCACUGAGCUGCUCCUACCAGGAUCCAGAUAUACAAAGUCCUCUCUAUGGCCAGCAUCCAUUUAGCUCUGUCAAUGUACAAUUCUCGACAUAUGGCGUGCCAAACGCUCAACCGUGUAACCAACCCUAUCCCUAUGGACACCAAUGCUCGGAGUACAUCUGUGAGCCAAACUUGGAGGUCCAAAGCCCAGCAAGGGGAAGCGUUGUUGGUCUCCCCCUGAUUAAGAGGCCCAGGAUGGGCCAUGGAGCUCGCGUGAAGGGUCAGGACGAGCUCUGUUUGGUGUGUGGUGAUAAGGCUUCAGGAUAUCACUACAAUGCCCUCACAUGUGAGGGCUGCAAAGGUUUCUUCCGAAGAAGCGUCACUAAAAAGGCUGUGUACCACUGCAAGAGUGGCGGAAGCUGCGAGAUGGAUAUGUACAUGCGGAGAAAGUGUCAGUAUUGCAGACUCCGCAAAUGCAGAUCCGUCGGGAUGCUGGCAGAGUGCCUGCUUACGGAAGUGCAAUGCCAAUCAAAGAGACUGAGGAAGGGCUCUAAACACAGAGGACGCAAUAGGUUAGCAGGGAGAACGGAGGAAGACGACUGUUCUGAAAACAGAAGCAUCUCAUCUACAAGCAGAUUUACUUCAAUGGUAUCAUCAGGUCUCUCCAGAGAGCAGAGAUGCAUUCUGAAUAAAAUUGUGGAGUCUUAUCGUAGGUACAUAGUUCAAGACAACCUGCACUGCCGGGUGUCAUUGUGGGCAAGUUUAACAAACAGUGCAGAACUGACCCCUCCUCAGACAGAGAAGCUUUUGCAGUUUUCGAGGAGUGUACCUGGCUUUGAGCUUUUGGAAAGGUCUGACCAGAACACUCUGCUGUCCAGUUCUUCAGUGGAAGUCAUGUUCCUGCUUUUAGCUCAAAGGUUCUCAGAGAAACCCACUAGUGUUAGCACCGAUUUGUACCCUGCAAGUUUGUAUAACUCAAGUCCAGACUGGGUGAAAACGUUAGAGUCCAAGGCUGGGAACAACCACAGGAUAAUGACACACUCAGGGAUGAACGAUGAGCUCCUGGGAUCUGUCGUAAAUUUCCUCCACACUAUGUUUGUCAUAGCAGUAACCGAGGCUGAAUAUGCACUUCUAACAGCGACUACAGUGUUAUGUUCAGACAGGCCAUCCCUGCGUGCUGUGAGUUGUGUGGAGAACUUACAGGAGUUUGUUUUGGAGCUCUUGUCCAGAGUAUGCUGCUGUAGUCAGGGGGCAGUGCAAAACUCACGACGCUUCGCCCGGCUCCUGGGACGACUGACCGAGCUGAGAACACUGCAACACAACCACCUCACCCUUCUCCCACAGCAGCCCUGGGACAUGCAGUCCUGAGACAGCCUUCAGGGAGAGAUUUAUCAUGUUUCAUCUGUUGCAAUACACUUUUUAUUUUGUCCCAACACAAAAAUGCAGGUCAAUGUACUUUUGGCGACCCAUGUGCAAACACAGUUUACUGUAAAAUCAUAAGAAUACAUUUUUAAGCCUGAUCCUUGCAGAAAAAUCCACCUUAAGCUGGUCAAAAAUUUUGGAACACGGUAGCUAGUUUCCAUAAGACCACAAACGAGACAGCUACACUGGCGGUUUUCAACUGAAUUUUCUCAUUCAAAACUGAAACCGUUAAACAAGCUUUGAAUACUUACUGAGAUACAGAGUAACGGUCUUUAUGCUAGAUAGAUUCGAUUUUUAACCAGCCAUAUAAAGAAUUAUCAAGACCCUUGUCAAAAUCUGAAAAGAUAAACCUCUUAAACCCACACAGAAGACUAUAAAAACUGAGAAAGCAAAUGAGCUCUCUUUUGUAAGACAUUCUAUAAAGCAAUCCAUUGAAAUUCAUUACAGUUUUAUUAUACUAUACAUGUAAUGACCUUCAAGUUAUUCAACAUAUGAAAAGUUAAUUCUUGAAUUUGUUUCCUGAUAAGCUAAAUAAGUUGAAGGAUGUCAUGUUCCCUUAACUGUACACCAAAUUAAAAGGGUUUACUUUGCAUUUGCCUUGUAAAUUCAAACGCUACACAUAUUGAAGAGUCUCCACUCACGACAAACUGAAUGCUGCACCCAAAGGCUUUAAAACGUAUUAUUGAGCACCUCUGUGAGGUGGUAUGUAACAAGUAAAACUUUGGUAAAGCACAUUUGGAUUAAGCUGGGAGUCAUUACUUUAUGACAGGGGUCUCCAACCAUUUUCAGGCCAAGGCCCCCUUGGUGGGUAGAGAUACGGAGACGGGACCCCCGUUACAUAUAUAAAAUUGUGUUGCAUUUUAUGCCUUUAAAAAUGUGUAUGGUAGGCUACCAUAUUAUUGUAUGUACAUACUUCAUUGUGUUUAUACAUUGAAAUAAAACAACUUUUAUAA